CUUGACAUUAGCGAAACAAUAACAGUUGGUGUUACUUUAAAGUCAAACCUCUGUAGUGACUGUUACGUGUUCCGUCCAUCUGACUUUCGAGGAAAUUGGGAAUUGCAUAGUACGUGCUCUGCGCACUUCACUUUUCACAUGAUUUAAACCCUUUAAAGUUGAAUCAGUAUUUUCUACAGUACACGCGCUUUGCAGGAGUGGCCAGAGCCAAAAGCAGAUUCAGAUCAGAUUUCACCCAAACCAGCCGGGAGAGAGAGCGAAGAGAGAACGUUUGUCAUUCUCCUUCCCUUUCCGAUCCAGAAAAGCUUUAUAGAGAGAGAACGAAAGGAGUGUGAGAGAGGAGGAGAGAGACAGGGGGAUCUAAAGGAAUUUCCAAGGAUAUUUCUUCUGUCGCCGUGAGAAAAAGUGAUUGUCAGUUGGGGGCGAGGCAGAGACGGCGGUUAAGGAUGGACGAACAGCCUCGGUUGAUGCACUCCCACGGCGUGGGCAUGGCCGGACACCCUGGCCUGGCGCCGCAUAUGCAGGAUGGCACGGGAGGGACGGACGGAGAUGGAAGAAAGCAGGAUAUUGGAGACAUAUUACAGCAAAUAAUGACGAUCACAGACCAAAGCUUGGACGAAGCACAAGCCAGGAAACAUGCUCUGAACUGUCACAGGAUGAAACCAGCACUCUUCAACGUCUUGUGUGAAAUAAAAGAGAAAACAGUGCUCAGUAUCCGUGGCGCCCAGGAGGAAGAGCCUCCAGAUGCCCAGCUCAUGCGUCUGGACAACAUGCUGCUGGCAGAGGGUGUGUCCGGACCAGAGAAAGGGGGCGGGUCUGCGGCAGCCGCAGUGGCGGCGGCAGCGGCGGGAGGUGGGGUGGGCUCAGACAACUCUGCUGAACACUCAGACUACCGGGCCAAGCUGACCCAGAUCCGCCAGAUCUACCACACGGAACUGGAAAAGUACGAACAGGCGUGUAACGAGUUCACCACCCACGUGAUGAACCUGCUGCGGGAGCAGAGUCGCACGCGGCCCAUCUCUCCCAAGGAGAUCGAGCGCAUGGUGGGCAUCAUCCACCGUAAGUUCAGCUCCAUCCAGAUGCAGCUCAAACAGAGCACGUGCGAAGCCGUCAUGAUCCUCCGCUCGCGCUUCCUUGACGCCAGAAGGAAGAGGAGGAACUUUAACAAACAGGCAACAGAGAUCCUGAAUGAGUAUUUCUACUCCCACCUGUCUAACCCCUAUCCCAGUGAAGAAGCCAAGGAAGAGCUGGCCAAGAAGUGCUCCAUCACGGUGUCACAGGUAUCAAACUGGUUUGGUAACAAAAGAAUCCGAUAUAAGAAAAACAUUGGCAAGUUCCAAGAGGAAGCCAACAUGUACGCGGCAAAGACAGCUGUCAGUGCGACCAGUGUAUCGGCCCACGGCAGCCAGGCCAACUCUCCGUCCACACCCAACUCUGCAGGUUCUGCUGCCUCUUUUAACAUGUCAAACUCUGGAGACUUGUUCAUGAGUGUGCAGGCUCUGAAUGGGGACUCCUACCAGGGGGCCGGGGUAGGGGCCAACAUUCAGUCCCAGGUGGAUACUCUUCGCCAUGUUAUCAGCCAGACAGGAGGAUACAGUGACAGCCUGGCUGCAAGCCAGAUGUACAGUCCACAGGGCAUCAACACAAACGGUGGCUGGCAGGAUGCCCCGACCCCCUCGUCAGUGAUCUCACCCACAGAAGGACCUGGAAGCGUUCACUCGGACACCUCCAACUGAUUCUUUGACCCUUCCCGCACACCAGCCCAACAAUGAACUGGCAAAGCCAUUUACAGUAUUAAAAUAGAGGCUAUAAUACAGUGUCCUGUAGAUUUCAGGGGUGAAAACCCUAACUAAAAACUAAAUUUCCUCAUCUACUGUACUAUGGGACAUUUGAGAUACAUUACAAUGAUAGGAAUUUCAGAACAAAAAUCUAAAUGAUACAAAAAUUCUGAAUAAAUAUGUUUGUACAAAU
Messenger RNA from Esox lucius (northern pike), 1971 nucleotides. It is a transcript of the gene pbx1a, whose product is annotated as pre-B-cell leukemia homeobox 1a. The transcript has 9 exons. Gene Ontology annotation, molecular function: RNA polymerase II cis-regulatory region sequence-specific DNA binding; DNA-binding transcription factor activity, RNA polymerase II-specific. Lineage: Eukaryota; Metazoa; Chordata; Actinopteri; Esociformes; Esocidae. Gene Ontology annotation, biological process: embryonic organ development; eye development; neuron development. Gene Ontology annotation, cellular component: nucleus. Bases 447 to 1736 code for a protein of 429 amino acids. The record is from RefSeq and is a predicted model, not a curated record.